GGGACAGCGACAGCCCGCGCACUGGGCAGGAGUUGCCGCUGCUGCUGCUGCUGCCGCCCGCGUCUUCAAGGUCUCAGCGCUUCCUCACCGGAGACCGGACUCGGCCGCCAUGUCCGCCGCAGAGGAGGUUGAUGGGCUGGGUGUGGUCCGGCCACACUAUGGCUCUGUCCUGGAUAAUGAGAGACUCACUGCGGAGGAGAUGGAUGAAAGGAGGCGGCAGAACGUGGCUUACGAGUACCUUUGCCAUUUGGAAGAAGCAAAGAGGUGGAUGGAAGCUUGCCUAGGAGAGGACCUGCCACCCACCACGGAGCUGGAGGAGGGCCUUAGGAAUGGAGUCUACCUUGCCAAACUAGGGAACUUCUUCUCUCCCAAAGUGGUGUCCCUGAAAAAAAUCUAUGAUCGAGAGCAGACCAGAUACAAGGCUACUGGCUUGCACUUCAGACACACGGAUAAUGUGAUUCAGUGGCUGAAUGCCAUGGAUGAGAUUGGAUUGCCUAAGAUUUUUUACCCAGAAACCACAGAUAUCUAUGAUCGGAAGAACAUGCCAAGAUGUAUCUACUGUAUCCAUGCUCUCAGUUUGUACCUGUUCAAACUGGGCCUGGCUCCUCAGAUUCAAGACCUGUAUGGAAAGGUUGACUUCACAGAGGAGGAAAUCAACAACAUGAAGAUCGAGCUAGAGAAGUACGGGAUCCAGAUGCCUGCCUUCAGCAAGAUCGGGGGCAUCCUGGCUAAUGAGCUCUCGGUGGAUGAAGCUGCAUUACAUGCUGCUGUCAUUGCUAUUAAUGAAGCUAUUGACCGUAGAGUUCCAGCCGACACAUUUACAGCUCUGAAAAACCCCAAUGCCAUGCUGGUCAAUCUCGAGGAACCCCUGGCUUCCACUUACCAGGACACUCUUUACCAGGCCAAGCAGGACAAGACGACAAAUGCUAGAAACAGGACAGAAAACUCUGACAGAGAAAGGGACGUUUAUGAGGAGCUGCUCACACAAGCUGAAAUUCAAGGCAAUGUAAACAAAGUCAAUACAUUCUCUGCCCUGGCCAACAUCAACCUGGCGUUAGAGCAGGGCUGUGCGGCGGCCCUGCUCAAGGCUCUGCAGUCUCCGGCCCUGGGCCUCCGAGGCCUGCAGACCCAGAACAGCGACUGGUACAUGAAGCAGCUCCAGAGCGACCAGCAGCAGAAGAGACAGAGUGGCCAGACUGACCCCCUGCAGAAGGAGGAGGUACAGGCCGGAGUGGAUGCUGCCAAUAGUGCUGCCCAGCAAUACCAACGAAGAUUGGCAGCAGUAGCGGCCAUCAAUGCGGCGAUCCAGAAGGGCAUCGCCGAGAAGACUGUUUUGGAGCUGAUGAAUCCUGAAGCCCAGCUGCCCCAGGUGUAUCCGUUUGCGGCCGAUCUCUAUCAGAAGGAGCUGGCCACGCUACAGCAGCAGAGUCCUGAACAUAGCCUCACCCAUCCUGAACUCACCGUGGCGGUGGAGAUGCUCUCUUCCGUGGCCCUCAUCAACAGGGCUCUGGAGUCAGGAGACAUGAACACCGUGUGGAAGCAGCUGAGCAGCGCAGUCACAGGCCUUACCAACAUCGAGGAAGAGAACAGUCAAAGGUAUCUCGAUGAGUUGAUGAAGCUGAAAGCUCAGGCACAUGCAGAGAAUAAUGAAUUUAUUACAUGGAAUGACAUCCAGGCUUGUGUGGACCAUGUGAACCUGGUGGUCCACGAGGAACAUGAGCGGAUUUUGGCCAUUGGUUUAAUUAAUGAAGCCUUGGAUGAAGGGGACGCUCAGAAGACUCUGCAGGCCUUGCAGAUUCCUGCGGCUAAACUGGAGGGGGUCCUUGCGGAAGUGGCGCAGCAUUAUCAAGACACACUGAUCAGAGCAAAGCGAGAAAAGGCGCAGGAAACCCAGGAUGAGUCAGCUGUGUUAUGGUUGGAUGAAAUUCAAGGUGGAAUCUGGCAGUCCAACAAAGACACCCAAGAAGCUCAGAGGUUUGCCUUAGGAAUCUUUGCCAUCAAUGAAGCUGUAGACAGCGGUGAUGUUGGCAGAACUCUGAGUGCCCUUCGUUCCCCGGAUGUUGGCUUAUAUGGAGUCAUCCCCGAAUGUGGGGAAACAUACCAGAGUGACCUUGCAGAAGCCAAGAAGAAGAGACUAGCAGCAGGGGACAACAACAGCAGAUGGGUGAAGCACUGGGUGAAAGGCGGGUACUACUACUACCACAACCUGGAGACGCAAGGCGGAGGAUGGGACGAACCCCCAGACUUCAUGCAGAAUUCUGUGCAGCUCUCUCGAGAAGAGAUCCAGAGCUCCAUCUCCGGAGUGACCGCUGCAUAUAACCGGGAGCAGCUUUGGCUGGCCAACGAAGGCCUGGUCACCAAGCUGCAGGCCCACUGCCGUGGCUACCUAGUGCGACAGGAGUUCCGAUCCCGGAUGAACUUCCUGAAGAAGCAGAUCCCCGCCAUCACCUGCAUUCAGUCACAGUGGAGAGGAUACAAGCAGAAGAAGGCGUAUCAAGACCGGCUGGCUUUCCUGCACUCCCACAAAGAUGAGGUUGUGAAGAUUCAGUCCCUUGCCAGGAUGCAUCAAGCUAGAAAGCGCUAUAGAGAUCGCCUGCAGUAUUUCCGAGAUCACAUAAACGACAUUAUCAAAAUCCAGGCUUUCAUUCGGGCAAACAAAGCUCGUGAUGACUACAAGACUCUCAUCAAUGCGGAGGAUCCGCCUAUGAUUGUGGUCCGAAAGUUUGUCCACCUCCUGGACCAAAGUGACCAGGACUUUCAGGAGGAGCUUGACCUUAUGAAGAUGCGGGAGGAGGUCAUCACCCUCAUCCGUUCCAACCAGCAGCUGGAGAAUGACCUCAAUCUCAUGGACAUCAAAAUCGGACUGCUGGUGAAGAACAAGAUCACGCUGCAGGAUGUGGUUUCCCACAGUAAAAAGCUUACCAAGAAGAACAAGGAGCAGCUGUCUGAUAUGAUGAUGAUUAACAAGCAGAAGGGAGGCCUCAAGGCCCUGAGCAAGGAGAAGAGGGAGAAGCUGGAAGCCUACCAGCACCUGUUCUACUUACUGCAGACCAACCCCACCUAUCUGGCCAAGCUGAUCUUUCAGAUGCCUCAGAACAAGUCCACCAAGUUCAUGGACUCUGUCAUCUUCACACUGUACAACUAUGCAUCCAACCAGCGAGAAGAGUACUUGCUGCUGAGACUCUUCAAGACGGCACUCCAGGAGGAGAUCAAGUCAAAGGUGGAUCAGAUUCAAGAAAUCGUGACAGGAAACCCUACGGUUAUUAAGAUGGUUGUGAGUUUCAACCGUGGUGCCCGGGGCCAGAAUGCCCUCCGACAGAUCUUGGCCCCUGUUGUGAAGGAGAUUAUGGAUGACAAAUCGCUCAACAUCAAGACCGACCCUGUGGAUAUUUACAAGUCUUGGGUUAAUCAGAUGGAGUCUCAGACGGGAGAGGCAAGCAAACUGCCCUAUGAUGUGACCCCUGAACAAGCCUUGUCUCAUGAAGAAGUGAAGACAAGGCUAGACAACUCCAUCAGGAACAUGAGGGCCGUGACAGACAAAUUCCUCUCAGCCAUCAUCAGCUCUGUGGACAAAAUCCCUUAUGGGAUGCGCUUCAUUGCCAAAGUGCUGAAAGAUUCGCUGCAUGAGAAGUUCCCUGACGCUGGUGAGGACGAGCUGCUGAAGAUUAUUGGUAACUUGCUUUAUUACCGAUACAUGAAUCCGGCUAUCGUUGCUCCCGAUGCCUUCGACAUCAUUGACCUGUCAGCAGGGGGCCAGCUCACCACAGACCAGCGCAGAAAUCUGGGCUCCAUUGCCAAGAUGCUCCAGCACGCAGCUUCCAAUAAGAUGUUUCUGGGCGAUAAUGCCCACUUAAGCAUCAUUAAUGAGUAUCUUUCUCAGUCCUACCAGAAAUUCAGACGGUUUUUCCAAACUGCUUGCGACGUCCCAGAGCUGCAGGAUAAAUUUAACGUGGAUGAGUAUUCUGACCUAGUCACCCUCACCAAGCCGGUAAUCUACAUUUCCAUUGGCGAAAUCAUCAACACCCACACUCUCCUGCUGGACCAUCAGGAUGCCAUUGCUCCGGAGCACAAUGACCCCAUCCACGAACUGCUGGACGACCUUGGCGAGGUGCCCACCAUUGAGUCCCUGAUAGGGGAAAGUUGCGGCAGUUUAAAUGACCCCAACAAGGAGGCACUGGCUAAGACAGAGGUGUCCCUCACGUUGACCAACAAGUUUGAUGUGCCCGGUGACGAGAAUGCAGAGAUGGACGCUCGGACCAUCCUGCUGAACACAAAACGUCUAAUUGUGGAUGUCAUCCGGUUCCAGCCAGGAGACACCUUGACUGAAAUCCUAGAGACACCAGCCACCAAUGAACAGGAGGCUGAACAUCAGAGAGCCAUGCAGAGACGUGCUAUCCGGGAUGCCAAAACCCCUGACAAGAUGAAAAAGUCAAAACCCAUGAAGGAGGAUAGCAACCUCAGCCUUCAGGAGAAGAAGGAGAAAAUUCAGACUGGCCUCAAGAAGCUAACAGAGCUCGGGACCGUGGACCCAAAGAACAAAUACCAGGAACUCAUUAACGACAUUGCCAAGGACAUCCGGAAUCAGCGGAGAUACAGACAGAGGAGGAAAGCCGAGCUGGUGAAACUGCAGCAGACGUACGCGGCUCUGAACUCGAAGGCCACCUUUUACGGAGAGCAGGUGGAUUACUACAAGAGCUAUAUCAAAACCUGCUUGGAUAACUUGGCCAGCAAGGGCAAGGUCUCCAAAAAGCCUAGGGAAAUGAAAGGCAAGAAAAGCAAAAAGAUUUCUCUGAAAUACACGGCAGCAAGACUACAUGAAAAGGGAGUUCUUCUGGAAAUUGAGGACCUCCAAGUAAAUCAGUUUAAAAACGUUAUCUUUGAAAUCGGUCCAACAGAAGAAGUUGGAGACUUUGAAGUGAAAGCCAAGUUCAUGGGAGUUCAAAUGGAGACUUUCAUGUUGCAUUAUCAGGACUUGCUGCAGCUACAAUACGAAGGGGUUGCGGUCAUGAAGUUGUUCGACAGAGCUAAAGUCAACGUCAACCUCCUCAUCUUCCUUCUCAACAAGAAGUUCUAUGGGAAGUAACUGGUCGCCAGCUGCCAGCCCCUGAGAAUUCAAAAGGACAGUGCCUCACCUCUGCCUUUCUAGGAUCCUCCAUUACUCCUUGGAAGCAAAGACCUUGUCCAGCGGUGCCGCAGUCUUGCACUCCCGAAGCCCAUCUUUAAGUCCUCUCUCUCCGACAGGACAUUCAGUGCCCUCUUUACAGUGAAGUCGUAGUUCAGACUUCAUCACACACACACACACACACACACACACACACACACACACACACACACCACCCCCACUUCUCUCUUUUUCUUUCAUCUUGUAGGAAAGAGUGGCGCCUCACCCAGCCCCUCUCUGUUAGGUCUCCUAAGUGGUAAUGGCUACUUUGUAAACGGUGUUUGUUUUACUCAGCAAUGGGAUGGUGGGAUUCAAAUUCUUGUUUAGAAGUGACAGCUGUCAGGUGAACAGCGGACAUUCGCAUCAGAGUCACGGUCAAGGGUGGCCCAUGAUAGCCCAUGCGCAAUCAGAGGACUAAGUCUGUGGUGUCUUCCUUUCCGCUGCCUCUGUGGGCGGAGCUAAGUCCAAGUUCCUGUUCUCUGUUCAAAGGAAGCAGCUUUGGGAGAAAGAGCAGCUGCUUUUGAUUCCCCACUAAACCUGGGCAGCACUCUUGGUGUGGUCCUUCCUGGUGAAGGAGAACCCCACGAUCAUCGCCACCCCUUUAGAGACGCUGAGAGUGGGCCCCAGCACCCACUCAGAGCAGUGCACAGAGUCCCACUCAAGGGCAGUGUCUGCUCCCUCGCUCUCUCCCACAAAGGGGUGGCUCACCCUGCCCCAAAAUGUUUUCAAAACUAUUUGUGUUCCAAGAGUGCCUUACUAAAGUAUAAAUUUAUUUCUUGAAAUGUGAGUCAUAGGAAUUUUAAAGAUUUGUAUAAUGCUUUAGAAUACCCUGAAAAGGGGUCAUUUCUUAUUGGGUUAUCUGUAUAUCUGAAUUCUUGAAGCUUCUCUAUAACCUACAUUAGGGUUUAUCUACAGAGUCGGCAAGAUCUUAGCAACAGCAGCCAGCCCAUUUCAUCUUUGAAGUUCAAAUCCGUUUCUCACUCUCUGCUCUGCUGCCAUAUUCAUGCUUGUAUUCUGAGAAGCCUGGACCCUUAGGCUUCAACUAACAAAAACCAUUCAGUUCCAGGCAUUGAAUUUGGAAACCUUUGUUCUUGGAUUAAAAGUCAUAAACUUUAAAAAACAAAUCUGUUUAUCCAAAAAGAUAGGUAAAUCAUGCACUGAGCUUUUAAUUUCUUUGAUGUUUGGUAUUCUUGCAUAAAACAUAAAAAUUAAGCUAAUAUUACAGUUUACUGAUGUAUAUUGAAGGCAAAUAAGCCAUUUUGAUUAGUAACAGAUAGCCAGGCAAUGGUGGCACACGCCUUUAAUCCCAGCACUCUGGAGGCAGAGACAGAUGGAUCUCUGUGAGUUUGAGGCCAGCCUGGUCUACAAAGGGAGUUCAGGAGAGCCGGGGCUACACAGGGAAACCCUGUCUCGACUCCCCCCUCCAAAUGGUUAAUUAGUGACAGAUAUGUAGCAUGUCCCUAUUACAAAUGUAAGUCUUGGAGAAGUGUCCUUCACGGUGUCCCCAUGGGUGGUGGGGCCUCCGUGAGUGGGUGUAGGUAGAGGUGGGUGCUCAGGGACGACCUGCCACCAGUGGACCUGUUUUUCAUUAUGUUUUGGAACAUAGUUUUCUCAGAAAAUAUUUUCUUUAGGUUAAAGGAAAAUGCUAAGGCUGGCAUGGUAGUACAUGCCUGUAAUCCCAGGGUGACUAAGUCAAGGCCAGCCUGGGCUACAUAGCCAUACCCUAUUUCAGAAAGAGAGAGGGAGAGGGAGAGAGGGAGAGGAAAAAGAGAAGAGAAAGGUACUGUUACAGCCAGUGUCACCUUAAAACAGGACAACAGAUGUGUCCAGCAUCCUUUUCUCAUUCUUUGCUUUUUCUCUUUCUGGUUUUCUUUCCAUCUUUCUUUCUUUUUUCUUUUUUCUUUUCUUUUCUUUUUUUUUGACAGGAGACAGGUCUCUGUUUAGCUUUGGCUAUACUGGAACUCUGUGUAGACCCGGCUGUCCUAGAACUCAAAGAUAUCCACCUGCCUCUGCCUCCUAAGUGCUGUGAUUAAAGGCAUGAGCCACUAUGCCUGGUCUCGAGUAUGGUUUCUUAAAAAGUGUCCAUCACAAACGUGGUCCCAGCGGCCACCUCCAGCCCAGGAGUGAGUUCAGGUUGCAGUGCCUUAGGAUGUCCCGAUAACUGUAAGGAUGCUCCUUCCCUGAAUACCCAGUUAGAACUGCGCCAACGCUCUCGGAGACUUUCAUGGCUGCUGUGGGGUCAGUCCUGCUGUGAGCAGCCCCAAGGUCGCCUGGCGAGCCCAGGUGGGCACACUGAUGUCGUGCCCCGCUUGUGUUAUUUAUUAGCUGCGGCCGUCUCUGUCCUGGCUCGCCCCUCCUCCUCUGACCUUCUCUCUGACCAGCCAUCAUGACAUUUACUAUGAAUUUACUUCCUCCCCAGAAUUUGGACUGGCCGUCAAAUUGUUGCUACACACAAUUGCCUUUGUAUCUCUGUAUGAAAUAAAAGGUCAUUUGUUCCUGUU
Messenger RNA from Peromyscus maniculatus bairdii (prairie deer mouse), 7662 nucleotides. It is a transcript of the gene Iqgap1, whose product is annotated as IQ motif containing GTPase activating protein 1. Gene Ontology annotation, cellular component: nucleus; cell cortex. NCBI's taxonomy places the organism in Eukaryota, Metazoa, Chordata, Mammalia, Rodentia, Cricetidae. Gene Ontology annotation, biological process: regulation of GTPase activity; epidermal growth factor receptor signaling pathway; positive regulation of protein kinase activity. The record is from RefSeq and is a predicted model, not a curated record. Gene Ontology annotation, molecular function: calmodulin binding; actin filament binding; GTPase activator activity.